Molecule: messenger RNA, 639 nt
Organism: Cucurbita moschata (crookneck pumpkin)
Lineage: Eukaryota; Viridiplantae; Streptophyta; Magnoliopsida; Cucurbitales; Cucurbitaceae
Product: stress-response A/B barrel domain-containing protein At5g22580-like
Exons: 2
Coding region: 56-382 (108 amino acids)
Source: RefSeq, a predicted model, not a curated record
AUAUAUAUACACAUAUAAAGAGCGAGGGGCCUCUGAGUUCAAGGGUGGAGCAGCCAUGGGAGGAGAGUUCAAGCAUUUGGUGCUCGUAAAGUUUAAGGAAGGAGCGGCGGUAGAAGAGAUUCUCAAAGGCAUGGAGAAUCUCGUCUCUGAAGUCGAAGCUGUCAAAUCCUUUGAGUGGGGACAGGAAAUAGAGGGACCAGAGAUGCUUACACAGGGCUUCACGCACGCCUUCUUGAUGACAUUCGAGAACAAGGAAGCUCAUGCUGCGUUUGUCGGGCAUCCCAAGCAUGUUGAAUUCUCUGCAACUUUCUCGGCAGCCAUUGACAAGAUUGUGCUGCUUGAUUUCCCGGCUAUUCGUACCAAGCCAGCUCCAACAGCUUGAAUACCAGCCACUGCCUCUUUGUGUUGGAUAUGUAAAAUCCCUUCACGAUGAGUAUUUAAAAUGGUACUACUGUUUGUUUUCCGGCAAAAUGAUCCCUUUUUUUUUUCCAUAAUUUAAACUUGCUGCAUUAGGAUAGAUGUGUACCGUUGAAUCCAUGUUUUGUAAUUGGAUCGCCGCACGCAGCACGAGCAGAGACGUCAAUCUCUACCCAUCGAUGAACUUGAAAGCCAUCUUUUCCUGUUUAAAAAAAAAAUGCC